UCCAGAGCUCUUAUUCCUGCAGAGAAUGAGUUUGAGCCACAUGGAAGAUAUGCCUUUAAGCCAUUCAAGUCUUCAAGGGACACACAGAUCAUCCUGGAAGCAAUGGUUCCUCUACUCAACAAUAGUUACUUUGCUGUUGCUUUGCUCCUUCAGUACACUAAUUCUUACUUUUCUUCCACUCAAGACUGCCAGUGAGCCCUGCGUAGCUAAGUUUGGACCAUUCCCUUUAAAAUGGCAAAUGACAUGUCCUAAGCUUCCUUGUGUGAAUAAGACAGCUAACGAGAAACUGGAGAUACUUCAGAAUGGCUUGUAUCUAAUUUAUGGCCAAGUGGCUCCCAAUACAACCUACAAGGAACCAGCUCCUUUUGAGGUGCGGCUAUGUAAAAAUGAAGACAUCAUACAAGUGCUAACAAACAACUCUAAAAUUCAAAAUGUAGGAGGGACUUAUGAACUGCAUGCUGGAGAUAUACUAGAGUUGAUAUACAACUCUGAACAUCAGGUUCUAAAAAAUAAUACAUACUGGGGGAUCUUAUUGCUAGCAAAUCCCCAAUAUAACUCCUAGAGACUCAAUUUGGCCUCCUUAUCGUCUUUAGCACAUGCAGAAAUGCUGGUGAGUGUGUUGGAGGAGGCAGAUUUUCAACACCCGCAGUUUGUCUGAGUAUACAAAUCAACACAGACAGAACCCCUCUGCAUGUGAGUUUUCAUCUCUCAAGCUUAUCCAAAAGAGACUCGGAGGACAGGCCAGAGACAUGUGCUUACCUCUGACAUUGGGUCAGCAAAGACGCUUUACUAAUCCAUGAUUAAUGAUUGUGGGUGGCUCAAGGACAGAAGCUUCUCAAAGAGUCUGUGUCUAAUUCUUGAAUCCUUGAGCGGGGAAAAAUUGUCUUAUUGCCCUGGGAGCCUUACCUGGUAUGCAAAAAAAGAUUCAGCGUGGUGGCCUGGCCUUGUUCUCAUAUUCUUGGGCUGCUUCACUUUACUCUUCCCAUACUCCUGUUACAAGUAGACAGACUGGGAGGGUGGCCACAGAUAUGCCAACAACACCCCACUUUAGAUGUGAUGAUAUUAAGAAGACAGAAUACUCAGAGAAUUAUUGGGGCAGAGGCACAGAUGGCAUAGAAUGGAAUGCACUUUACUUGGGAAUUUCCCUGAUUUCAUCACAUUCAGGAUGCAUAAUGCUUUAUAAAACCAUUUGGUCAAGGACUCAUUCUGAACGUUGACAUCGGGCUCAUGAGAAGUUGUUGAUGUGUGUCUAAAUGUUGUCAGUAGUAAAGAAAGACUAAUCAUUAGUAAUCAUAAAAUUAAACCCUAGAAAUUGGUAUCAUCAGUACUGUAUUAUGUCAUGUAAUAAUUUCCUAUUUUUAGCUGGCUGUCCACAGUUUGCAAAGUGCUUUCAUAUAUCACAGGGCAACUCUAUGAAGCGAAUGGGGCAGGUGUUUUUGGCACAAUUUAAACAAAGAAAAUAUGAAGGCAUCUGGAACGUAGGUGACUUGCCUCAACCCAUAGAACUAAUGACUGAUAGGGCCAGUGGGCUUCCGCAGUGUAUCACACUAUCUCAGCUUUAGGGUUAGUAUUUCAGCUAUGAUGUUAAGUCCAUAGAGCUUAGCAGAUGUAAUUAUCAGGAGAUGCAUUCCCUUUCAGUUCAAGGUGGGUAGACUAAAGCUACAACCAACUCUCCUUCCUUAGCAAACUACUUUUCCUUUCCCUGCUUGAAUCAGGGAGCACAAGGGUGUUGCUCAGGGCUUAUUCCAACCAAAUCCCCUCCCUCACUUUAAAGAGCCUGUCUUGGUCAAACAUGUUAACUUCUAAAAAUAAUGAAUAGCACUCAAUUAAAUGAUAGCCUGCUAAAGUUUUUAGACUCUGUUAAAUUAAUUAGCUGUUUGGGGGUUCUUGUUGAAAGGUAUAUAAUAUGAUUACAUGAUACCCAAUUUAAAAUAUUUAUGGAUAUUUGUAAAAAGCUAUACUAUGUUAAUUAAAAAAUAUUUGUAUUGUAUGGGACAAAAAUUGCUGGGGAACAGAGUAAGCCUGAGGCCAAGAUGUUUCUUAGUCUUUUUUAAAAAACAUCUGCUGAGUAGCUGUACUGGCCAAAGACCUAGAUACCUUGCUUCUCUUGCAUUUGCAUAUCUUCUCAGGAAAUUAAAGUUA
Molecule: messenger RNA, 2142 nt
Organism: Zalophus californianus (California sea lion)
Lineage: Eukaryota; Metazoa; Chordata; Mammalia; Carnivora; Otariidae
Gene: TNFSF18
Product: TNF superfamily member 18
Exons: 3
Coding region: 26-562 (178 amino acids)
Biological process (GO): tumor necrosis factor-mediated signaling pathway; T cell proliferation involved in immune response
Molecular function (GO): tumor necrosis factor receptor superfamily binding
Source: RefSeq, a predicted model, not a curated record